AUGGCCGAAGACGAGGAUCAAGAUAUUUUUGAUGCGCUGGAGCGCGAAGCCUCCGAAUUUACAAAAGAUGCGGAGAUCGAUCGCAUCCGUAAGGCCUUCUCUCUCGACGCCUACGCCGUCCUAGACUUACAACCUGGUGUACCUGAGAAAGAUAUCAAAGUCCAAUAUCGCAAAAAGUCUCUUUUGAUCCAUCCGGAUAAGACCAAGAAUCCCGCGGCCCCAGAUGCCUUCGACCGGCUUAAAAAGGCCCAGACCGCGCUCCUCGAUGAAAAAGAACGAACCUAUCUAGACGAGUGCAUCGCAGAUGCGCGACGACUCUUAAUUCGCGAACAUAAAUAUACAGUUGACUCACCGGAGUUGAAAACGGACGAGUUCAAGAAGGAAUGGCGACAAAAGACCGUUCAGGUUCUUCUGGAGGAAGAAGCGCGGAGACGACGACAACUCAAGGCACGUAUGCAAGAAGAAGGUCGAGAACAGCGCAAGGAAGAGGAAGAAAUCGAAGCGCGUAAGCGCAAACGUGAUCAAGAUAAGGCGUGGGAAGAUACUCGAGAAGAGCGAAUUGGCAAUUGGCGGGAUUUCAAGAAAGGAAAAUCUGGCGGCGACGAGAAAAAGAAGAAAAAGAAGAUGAAGGUCCUCGGAUGA
Messenger RNA from Penicillium angulare, 642 nucleotides. RefSeq lists its product as uncharacterized. Lineage: Eukaryota; Fungi; Ascomycota; Eurotiomycetes; Eurotiales; Aspergillaceae. The transcript has 2 exons. The record is from RefSeq and is a predicted model, not a curated record. Bases 1 to 642 code for a protein of 213 amino acids.